This is a messenger RNA of Geodia barretti, 217 nucleotides long. The record is from the annotation of a GenBank genome assembly. NCBI's taxonomy places the organism in Eukaryota, Metazoa, Porifera, Demospongiae, Tetractinellida, Geodiidae.
CGUGUUGUCACCAACAGCACCUCUGUCAAUCGGGCAACUCCGUCGACAGCCGAAACUUCAUUCAGUACUCCUUCUAAUGAGUAUUUCUCACUACCUUCCAUCACUGGCCUGGCUUCAAAACAUGCUACUACUGCUACUGAAUAUUCCGCUAAGGGUUGUGCUCCGUAGCCAGAUUGCUGUAGCUGUGGCAUUUUGUAAUAAUGUCGCUAAGAACAUU